UAUGUCAAAUGGACCAAAAUGGCAUUGAAAUUGAAAGACAACCUUUAGUGCAGUGCAAUUUCGAAGCCGUUUUUCUUCAAAGAACGUUUUUUUAAUUUGUUGUUUGAUUCGAGGGUCGCAAUACCCCACAUCAUCUAGAUUUCUAGAUCUAGACUCUACGUUUUCUUGAAAUUCCCCGAACACGUUUAACAUUUUGGCAAGUCAGGACCACCCACCAGGCCACGGACUUUCGUGGUUAUAAACCGGCGUAAGCCAAAAAAACACACUCCGGCAGUGGCAGUACUACUCUUCUUCACAUUGUUAGAUUAUCUACUCAAAGAGUUUUGCAGUGCUCUCUCCUCUUUUAGUAAUGGUAAUUAUUGUAUCAUGAAUAGAUUUAUCUUUUAGUAUUGUUACGUAAUAUCCUACAGGGUUGAGCUCUGUGCUCCGACAAUUUGAGUCCAGGUGUAACUGGGACACCCAGCAUUACCAGUCUACCUCGUUGGACAUCAAGCGCUUUGGUAUCAAUCAGAGCUUCAAAAAAUGUCCUUUAAAAUCUGCCAUUUCUGUGGAAAAAUGAGAUUGACCUCUAGGGUUUCUCAAUGGACAACUCCAACGCGGCAUCACAGUGGCUGGUCCAGAUGGAUUUCAUCUAAAGUAGAGAUCAUAUCACCCCUCAGCACAGAACCUUCUGUCUUCUACCCCUCACUAUCAUUCUGGCUGACUGGUCGUAGCAGUGUCAGAGGCAUUUACUCUUUAUCGACGAAAUGGAACCAGCCGACUGGCUACGACACUGGGAUAAAAGUCUAUCAUCCUGUUGUGAAAGAUAAAGUGCCUCUCAUUUUGGGACAAGAGAAACUGGCUCAAUGGUAUGCUUGUGGGCCCACUGUGUAUGACAGUGCACACAUUGGACAUGCAAGUUCUUACAUCCGUCAAGAUAUCAUCAGGCGAAUAAUGGGCAGUGUCUUUGACAUUGAUACCACGCUGGUCUUGGGGAUCACUGAUGUGGACGACAAGAUUAUUAAUCGGUCUAUUGAGACUGGGCAAGACAUAAAUCAGAUGUCCAGGUUCUACGAGGCAGAGUUUUUCUCUGACAUGGCCAACCUGAAUGUGUCCCCUCCUAGCGUGGUCACUCGAGUCACUGACCACAUUCCUGUCAUCAUAGACUUCAUCAACGGCAUCCAACAGCGGGGACUUGCUUACAAAGCACAGGAUGGCAGUGUCUACUUUGAUGUGAAGGAGUACGGGAGGUACGGAGUGUUUGUCAGUCAUCCAGACAAGGACAAAGACGAGAGCUCUCACAAGAGAAGCAGUCAAGACUUUGCUCUGUGGAAGGCUUGUAAGCCCGGAGAACCCCACUGGGAGUCGCCCUGGGGCAGAGGCAGGCCUGGUUGGCAUAUAGAGUGCUCGGCCAUGGCAAGCGGGAUAUUCGGCUGUAACUUCGACCUGCACUCUGGAGGAGAGGACCUCAUCUUCCCCCACCACGAGAACGAGCUGGCUCAGUCCUGUGCCUUCCACGGCAACCAACAGUGGGUGAACUACUGGCUGCACACAGGUCAUCUCUUCGUAUCUGGUCAAAAUGAGAAAAUGUCAAAAUCAUUGAAAAAUGUGAUCACGUUGUCGGAGCUGCUGGAAGAGUAUACGCCCAACCAGUUCCGCAUGCUUUGCUUACUCAGCAACUACAGGAAAAAAAUUGAAUUCGGCGAAGAACGUAUGAAAAAAGCCAUGUCUACCAUGAAUGCUUUUAACAGUUUGAUCAAGCGCUGUGAUUCCUAUGUGAAAGGGCAGAUUGACUGUGGCGAUAUUCCUGAGGCUGAGCUCUUUGAAAAACUACACACAACACGACGCGCUGUGGAGAAAGCCUUUGCAGAUGACUUCAACACGCCUCAAGCCCUGGCAAACCUGAUGCGUCUCGUCAAGUUCAUGAACCAGCUGCUGGGAGAGGAGGCUGACAGGGAAAAAGAAUCUUCUGUACGCAGUAAUGCUCCGGUCGCUGCCGUGGGUGUGUACGUGAAGAGGCUGCUCAAACAGCUGGGUCUGGAUAUAGGCCGGAGGAAAGCUGAGGAAGAAACAGAGACACAUCUUCAGUUUUACAAGGCUGUUGAAACUGUCGUCAACUCCAGGUCGAAUAUUCGUGACUUUGCCAAGGAUAAAAAAUUUAUGAUUGAAAAAGCAGAGGAAGCUGGCAUUCCCGGAGACAAAGCUAAAGCACUCAUGAAGACCCUGUAUAAACCUUUGUGGGAAGCAUCAGACAAAAUCAGAAAAGACAUCCUCAGCAACGCCAAUGUGCAAAUAAAUGAUGCUGUUGAAGGGUCGACAUGGAGUAUCGUGGACUCCAAAAGGUCAAGCCAAAAGCUCAAGGAGCAGCAGGAAGGUCAGAAGAUCACAAUCAGAGGAUCAGAGGAUGAAGAUUCAGAUGGUGGACGAAAUUCUCCUCACAGCUCCGCCAGAUAAUGAUUUGUGCAUCUGUCCCGUAUUUACUUUUCAACCAUUUGGGCUUUCCAGAAGACAUACUCAGUCUGUAAAAACAAAUUAAAAUGUCUAAAUCAGUGUUUGUCAAUCUUUUCAUAACAUGCACCCUUUUUUGCCACUUCUGAGAGACUAACAGUUUUGCACCGGCCACUUUCAUGUAUUUCCAAGCAGGGUAUUGGAUAACACAUUUCACUGCAUGGGUGAUCCCCAUCAUCCACCAAUAACCAGAUCGUCCAUUAGUGGGUGGCAUUACCCAGAUUGGUAAGCUUUGGUACAAUUUAAAUGUCGUAAAACUCUUGCAAACUCAGUACAACUGUUACAGAGCAUUAUUCAUUGUUAAAACUAGUGCAGGCGGUUCUUGUGAUUAUGAUGCAAUGACAUAUUGAACGUUUUUUAAAGGCCAGACCUUCUAAGGGUACACCCCAAUUUGAAGGUAUAUAUAUACAUUUCGUUGGCAAGCUGUGAAACUAAUGUAAGCCAAGAAAGCAAACCUUUUCAGGAGAGAAAAAAAAAAUGUUGCCUUUCUUUUAAAAUUGUAUUGACAGUAUGCUUCUUUUC
Aplysia californica (California sea hare) is the source of this 3009-nucleotide messenger RNA. RefSeq names its product probable cysteine--tRNA ligase, mitochondrial. Gene Ontology annotation, molecular function: cysteine-tRNA ligase activity; ATP binding. The record is from RefSeq and is a predicted model, not a curated record. Gene Ontology annotation, biological process: cysteinyl-tRNA aminoacylation. The transcript is spliced from 14 exons. Gene Ontology annotation, cellular component: cytoplasm. Bases 523 to 2433 code for a protein of 636 amino acids. Lineage: Eukaryota; Metazoa; Mollusca; Gastropoda; Aplysiida; Aplysiidae.